AUGGCCACCUAUCUGUUGCACACAUUUAAACGACUCGCCGUAUCGGAACGUGGUCCUGCCGGUGCAGCACUCCGUGUAAUUGCGGCUGCUAAUCUACACACGAGCAGUACACUUGCCAAAAACUGGAACGGUCACAACACGGGCCCGCAACGAUGGUUACAGUAUAACAAGGUCAUCUACCCUCCACAGCAACCGGACGAACAGGCGCGCCCAGCGUACAUCUGCCAUCAGAAGACCAACAUCAAGUACAGCCCAAAAAAGAUGUGGUAUGUUGCGUCGUUCGUGCGCGGCAUGUCGGUGGACGAAGCGCUCAAACAGCUGUCCUUCAUCGACAAGAAGGGUGCCAGCUACGUGAAGGAAGCGAUCCUCGAGGCGAUCGAUAUGGCGGUCAAGCGGCACAACGUCGAGUACCGGACGAACCUAUGGGUGGCGGAAUCGUUCUGCGGGAAGGGUCGUGUGUUCAAGGGUAUGCGGCGACAUGCCCGGGGGAGGUCGGGCGAGGUUGAGUACAAGCACUGUCAUUACUUUGUCCGGCUGGAGGAGGGAACACCACCCGCCCACUACUAUCAACCGGCACCGAAAACGGGCGAACAGCAGCUAGCAGAGUGGGAAGAAGCGAUGCGAAAGCGCAAGGUGACCGGGUCGCUGUGA
Anopheles marshallii is the source of this 651-nucleotide messenger RNA. It is a transcript of the gene mRpL22, whose product is annotated as 39S ribosomal protein L22, mitochondrial. Gene Ontology annotation, molecular function: structural constituent of ribosome. Gene Ontology annotation, cellular component: mitochondrial large ribosomal subunit; ribosome. Bases 1 to 651 code for a protein of 216 amino acids. The transcript has a single exon. Gene Ontology annotation, biological process: ribosome assembly; translation. The record is from RefSeq and is a predicted model, not a curated record. Lineage: Eukaryota; Metazoa; Arthropoda; Insecta; Diptera; Culicidae.